UAUUCUGCGUCUUAAUAUUUGUUAGAACUUCUUGAAGAACUCAAAUUUGCCUUCCAAGUUUGUUUACCUAGAGAUGUUGACAAAAGUUUGAGUCCCUCAAAAUAUUUAGACUAAAAAAGACAGCAAAAAAAUUGAAGAAAUUAAUUCAAUGUAUAGAAUGGCUCAAGUUUUAUUGAAAGAAUAUUUUCGCAUUGCUUUGAUCAUACUUCUCAUUGUGUGGACAGUUACGUCAUUGUCAAGAACCUGCUCGUACCGCCAGAUAGCUGUCCACUCUGUGUCCACUACGGGUAUCUUAAUGUUAAGCCCAAGCCAAUCCAACGUCUCCUUACAUCAAUGUGCAGCCCUGUGUGACCGUCACGAGAAUUGUUCCACUCUGGUGUACUUAAAGUCUAACAAGAGCUGCACGUUCUACGGCCUGGACUACCCACGGAGUCCGUUUCCAAAAAACACUACGCCUGCUUCGACAGGAAUAGCUUUCGCUUUGACAUCAGCAUGUAAAUAUACAUACAGCAAGUUUUUCAACAAAUGUUUUCUGCUACUCAACACACUGACCACUAAAGUUUCGCACAGCAAUAACUGUUCCAACUUAGGAGGGAAGUUAAUCCAGCUGAAUACUUUAACAGAGUUACAGUUCUUGAGAGAGUUAUUUUAUUUUUUAAACGGGAACGCCUCAGCGGCCUACUAUGUUGGAGCCGAGCUACAGACUCUCGGACAAAGGUAUUUUAUUUGGACAAACACCACAAGGAAUUUAACGGGCAGUCCCAUGUGGGGCGCCAGCCAGCCAGACGGGCUCCCAGGCCCCAACGAAAAUUGUGUUGAGACUACACAGCAGUUUGGCUACUUGUUGAACGACGUCUCUUGUAGCAUGAACAGAAGCUCCAUCUGUGAAUUCUCCGUCUAGAUCUAGAAUCUUUCAUCGAAAUGGCUGAGGUUUAUUUCGAAUUGACAAAUAUACAUACA
Molecule: messenger RNA, 960 nt
Organism: Biomphalaria glabrata
Lineage: Eukaryota; Metazoa; Mollusca; Gastropoda; Planorbidae
Product: C-type lectin domain family 6 member A-like
Exons: 4
Coding region: 149-901 (250 amino acids)
Source: RefSeq, a predicted model, not a curated record